AUGUAUAAUAUACGAUUAGCUGCCACCCGAAAUAUGGACGAGAAAGAAGGUGCUAAGCACGAGUCCGACAACACGUCCAAAUAUCAGAAGUAUGAAGUUCAUGAAGGAAUUGUAUUUUGCAUUGAACUUUCAGAGGCGAUGUUCGAAAGACCAGCAGAUCUCGACAAAGUUCAACUAAUAGAGAUACUGGAAACGCUUCUGGAGCUUAUGUCUCAAGUAAUCAUUACACUGCCAGGAACAGGGAUAGGCUGUUUUUUCUAUCAAUGCAAUCAUGAGGCAUCGCGUGGGGGCAUAUACGAGUUUCUACCACUUUUGAACGUAAACGCUCGGAGCAUGAAAAAACUCAACGACUUACUAGAAGACAUCAGAACUAAGAACACAACGCUCGCGAAAGAAUUUCCUUUUGAUUCUAGCCGCGCGACCUCGUUGGAAACAAUGUUUAUCAUUUUACAAGAACAAUUUCUGCGACAAGUCCCAGGACAGAAGGCUUACAACAACAGGAAAAUAUUCCUAUUUACGGACAACGAUCGACCUAAAGAGUCUCAUGAUCCGGAAUCUCGUCUCAGGCUUCGAAAGGUAAUCGACGAUCUGGAUGACAGUUUUAUUAAUUUCACAACUUUUUUUAUUGGGACGAAGCAGAAACCUUUUGAUCAGACUUUUUACAGCGAUGUUCUCAAAUUUGGUGCAAAGAAAAAGAUCUUGGAAACAGGCUACGAGUUCGAUGGCCCUAGCACUGCCCCCAUUUCCGCUAAGUGGAUAAAAUCGCGAGCGUUGCGAAAGAAGGAAAUCAAGAGGGUCAGGUUCCAGUGCCCUCUCAUCUUAGAUGAAACUAACGAUUUUAUAGUAUCAAUCAAAGGUUACACAGUAAUAACUCAUGAAAGAGCUGGAACAAGGUAUAAAACCGUUUAUGACCACAAUGGUCUUCGCAAAGAAGUGCGGUCACGCCGCAAAUAUUUGAACGCCAAUACUGGCGAGGAUGCCACUAAUACGAUCUCUAGGGUUUAUAAGUUUGCCGAGGUUGACAUCGAGCUUUCAGAGGACGAAGUAACUAAAAUUUAUCAAGAUUUUUCUUCUCGCGAGUCUUUCUUGAAACUGAUAGGAUUCAGAGACACUUCCAAGUGCCUCUUCUACUUCGACAACAUUUCGAAUAGUUCUUUUGUUGUUCCAGACGAGACGACAUACGAAGGUUCCAUCCGAACUUUAGGAUCGUUGUUCCGUAAUCUUACUAACAAAGAUAAAUGCGCGAUCGUAUGGGGAAAGCUAAAAAGUAACUCUCACCCUUCACUAUACGUGCUAAGUCCUUCAACUUCUAGGGAUCAGAAUGAAGGCUUUUACUUGUCUAGAAUUCCAUUUGCAGAUGAAAUCAGAAAAUUUCCGCCACUCAUUAAUCAUGACGAGCUUCUGAGCGGUAAAAAUUAUGAGCAGAUGUGCAAAAUUAACGAAACCUUGAUUAAUUAUUUCACCUUGCGCCGCCCCUACAAGCCAUCUGAAUUUAGGAAUCCAAGCCUUCACAAGCAUUUCAGAUUACUUCAUCAUCAUUUGCUUCAGAUUGAAGUUAGCAAUUCCUCUGAUAGUACGGAUCAACAAAUUAAAGAUGACGACACAUUGGCGAAGCUGUAUCAAGUUCGCCAAAAAAUCUUAGAUUCAGCAAAAUCGCAGGACAGUGCUAAAGAAAGGCUUAGCAAUUACGUGAAAGCUUGGAAUAGCGUUUACAAUAAAGAAUACAACCAAGAGCUGGAGCCGGAAGCAAAAUCCAAGAAACCCAAAAAAACUUAA
This is a messenger RNA of Lachancea nothofagi CBS 11611, 1776 nucleotides long. Lineage: Eukaryota; Fungi; Ascomycota; Saccharomycetes; Saccharomycetales; Saccharomycetaceae. The record is from the annotation of a GenBank genome assembly.